Messenger RNA from Hyaloscypha bicolor E, 534 nucleotides. RefSeq names its product Adaptor protein complex sigma subunit. Gene Ontology annotation, molecular function: clathrin-cargo adaptor activity. Lineage: Eukaryota; Fungi; Ascomycota; Leotiomycetes; Helotiales; Hyaloscyphaceae. The coding region runs from base 1 to 534 and encodes 177 amino acids. The transcript has 5 exons. The record is from RefSeq and is a predicted model, not a curated record. Gene Ontology annotation, cellular component: AP-1 adaptor complex; intracellular membrane-bounded organelle. Gene Ontology annotation, biological process: protein transport; vesicle-mediated transport.
AUGCCUGGCAGCUAUUUGAUCCUGCUCUCACGGCAGGGCAAAGUCAGACUCGCAAAGUGGUUCACUACACUGUCACCGAAGGAGAAGGCAAAGAUCAUCAAGGAUGUCUCGCAACUCGUGCUGGCACGGCGGACGAGGAUGUGCAAUUUUCUGGAGUACAAAGAUUCGAAGAUAGUCUACCGUCGUUAUGCUUCCCUCUUCUUCAUCGCCGGAUGUGCGUCGACAGAUAAUGAACUUAUAACCCUGGAGAUCGUCCACCGGUAUGUCGAGCAAAUGGACAAAUACUAUGGUAAUGUGUGCGAGUUAGACAUCAUUUUCAACUUCCAAAAGGCGUACUUCAUACUAGAUGAAUUACUUUUGGCUGGAGAGAUGCAGGAGAGCAGCAAGAAGAACGUCCUAAGAGUGAUAUCGGCGCAAGACUCAAUCGAAGAUACCGAGGUAAGUGGAGCAUGGCUGUUUCGAUUUUACGGGGUCGAGUUGUGCUGUUAUACAUUCACUGCACCGGGUCGAUACCCAUAUCCUCUCAUACACUGA